Molecule: messenger RNA, 2422 nt
Organism: Hemibagrus wyckioides
Lineage: Eukaryota; Metazoa; Chordata; Actinopteri; Siluriformes; Bagridae
Exons: 3
Coding region: 225-881 (218 amino acids)
Source: RefSeq, a predicted model, not a curated record
GCACUUUUCUGUCUCCCUCUUUCAUUCCUUCUUCCUGCCUCAACUGUAAAAGUAGUUACCAAACAGUAGGCACCAGGCAGAGUUAAAGACAUUUGAGCUUCCAAGCCAACUCUGCAAACUUUCAUGCUGCAACAAGAGCAAUGAAGUCAUUGAUGGAUUGAGUUUUUUCUGUGCUACCAUUCAGCCCCUGAAGAAUCUGGUCUUACAGGCUGCACUGGGCCAUAAUGGAGCAGCGCUGGAUGCUGUGUGCAUUGCUAUUCAUAGCCACACUGAUACUAGGCCACUGCCAGAGUGGUGAUGGAGGGGACUGGGGAUCAGGCAAUAUGCCAGAGCUUUUGUUCACCACUACGUCGACUCCUAUUCCAAACACAGUCUGUAAUGAUCCAGCCAACCCUGGGAGCACAGACUGGACCAAGCCGCUUUUUCAAGUCAUUCCAGACAGUAAAGCUGAUGGCUGCUCGGUCAAUUUCCACACCAGCCAGGCUAUAUCCAGGCGAUUACAAGUGGCCAAAGAGGAGAUGGCUUAUCUGAAAGCCCUCCAGCAUGGGAAUCAGGCAGUGAUGGAGAAUCUGAUCCAGUUUGUUGGAGCAGAAAUGGGGGAUCAGAGCUAUCAAGAGAUUAUUCAAGAAAAUAUUGUUGGGAUCAAGGAGAAUCAUGCAAGUUGUGUGGGAGUACUGAAAAAAGCAACUGAGGAGUUGGAGAACCAGCUAGAAGGAGCUGACCUUGCUGGAAUUCAGAAAAUCAGCGAAGAGUCUUUGACCUUUGAAAGGAUGCUACGUGCCACGACAGACAUCGCCAAGCAACUGGAGACCUCCUCACGAACCCUUCACCUGCAGAUAAGCGAGCAGAUGAGAAAGAGCUUAAAGCUGAAAAGGACGUAAAAUCUACAGAAAGAAGACUUGUUGUGUUUCUGAAAUGUAACAUCCUCGAAUGACAUGAGGAUAAAGCGGCAUUAAGAGGGUAAUUUAAUAUUUAAGUGAUUUUCAAUGGUGCGCUAACUAAACACCUAGAAAAUCAUGUAAUUAUGAUUUAGGUUAAAAGUCCAAAGCUUUGCACAAGUUUGAAAAUUUGUGAAUUAAAAUGGUCUAGGUAAAAAUAGACAGAAAAGUGCAAAAAGUUGUUUUCUUUUUGCAAUUGUUUUUGAAUUAUAGGCAGCUAGCUAAGUGUUAUGGCUUUCUUGGUGCUAAGGUACAGAUGGAGAGCGGACAGCUUGGGCGCCUCAGUCAGCGCAGAUACAUGUGUGCUGGGAGAAGAAAAAGAGAAAUGACAGUGAGGUCAUAGAAAAACAAAUAGAGCCUCAUCUGGCAGCCAAAGCAGAAAGGGUGCUUGUUAUUGCCAUUGUUUAAUUCUUCUCUAUUAAUCAUAAUGAAACACUGUGCAAGUAUGAUUUAUGUUGGCCAGCUGUAAAUGGGCUGUGUGCGGAAUGUAUGUGUGCUUUAUUACUAGACGAUAGUGCCUGGAAGCUCUUGACUUUAUACUCUAUUUCCAUGCUUUAGCACAUUAUCUUUUUCAUAUAGGUAUAUCACUAUGUACAGAAUAAAGUGAUCAUUUAUCCUCAGUCUUCACAGUUUUUUUUUUUUUAAUAAAGUGCAAAUAUGAAAUCAGAAUUAUGAAGUGCACUAAAUAUCAAAACAGCCCUUCUUCUUCUUCUUCUUCUUCUUCUUCUUCUUUGUUCUGAUCUCUGAAACUUCCAGGAGCUGUUGGCAGUUCCUGACUCCUCACUUUUAUUUUGUUUUUUUUUGUUAUUACUGAAUAAUUCAUAAUAGAAACUGAAGAAAGUCAGUAACUGAGUCAUUAGAUAGAGAGGUUAAGGUGUUACAGAAAUGUUUGUUGAAGUCAUAAAAUCAUUAUAGCCUAUUACAAGCCACAACUAUUUCCAAAUAGUGCAUAAAUACAUAAAAUAAGAAUUCAGGUCAAGCGAGUUUUACUGCCCCUAUUAACCAAUUUUCACAAUUAUCUCUGCUAGCUUCUGUGGUGAAUAAACUAUUUAACACACAAGUAAAAAAAAAACUUCUUUCUCUCUCACUCAGCCUCUUUGUGUCAGAGCAAAUGUAAAUGAGGAUGCAUCUAGCUAGAAUUUUAUUUAUUUAUUUUGCUUUAUUUUUUUAUUUUGCAUUUUGCAUACACCAAUUUUAGCAAUGGACAGGUCUUCUUAUAAACUGCAAAAGGAAUUUAUGCUCUGGCUGGACAGAGUGGCUGGAGCAGGGACAGAUUAGUGAUUAAGUCUUUUGGACAAGUGCCCAGGACCAUUAGAAAGGAUAGAUAGAUAGAUAGAUAGAUAGAUAGAUAGAUAGAUAGAUAGAUAGAUAGAUAGAUAGAUAGAUAGAUAGAUAGAUAGAUAGAUAGAUAGAUAGAUAGAUAGAUAGAUAGAUAGAUAGAUAGAUAGAUAGCUUUAAAUUCACAUAUUACAGCAGCACAGAAA